GUCCACGCCAGUUUGUUUGCUUGCUGCUUCCCCUUUGGAUACCACCACGCCGCUACUACUAUCCUCUCUUGACACCAACCGACCUCCCACACCACAAAACCCAUAAUGGGAUUCUUCAACCGGCGCGCUGCGCCCGCAGACGCAAACACCGCCAAUGCAACUGGCCAUCGCGAGAAGAGACCUGCUAAGCAUCACGGUGUCCCGUCCCACAACACUCGCCCGACCUUUGGCCAGUGGAUCAAGGCGACUUGGCUUGACAUCCUCACCAUGGCUAUCAUGGGUGCCAUUGGAUUGGGGGUGUAUAUGGCGCAUCCGGCACCGAGUCGUAGCUUCCCUAUCACUUUCAUAGACGGCGAGAUCGUGUACCCGGAAUUCGCGUACCCUCUCCGCAACGAGAUCGUCCCCAUCUGGCUCGCUGCGUUGCUGGGAUUCUUCAUCCCCUUCAUCGUCUUUCUCAUCUGCCAAAUACGCGUCCGCAGCUUCUGGGAUGUGAACAAUGCCACCAUUGGCCUGCUGUACUCACUCAUCACAGCGGCAGUGUUCCAGGUCUUUAUCAAGUGGUUGAUUGGAGGACUCCGCCCCCACUUUCUCGCCGUCUGCAAGCCCGUCAUCCCCGCAAACUUCAUGCCCCACGGCAAUGAUGGCAAUGGCUACCGCCAAGUCAUGUUCGACCGCAGCAUAUGCACAGGCGACCAGAACGAGAUCGAUGACUCGUUGGAAUCCAUGCCGUCUGGCCACACGACCGCCGCUUUCGCCGGCUUCGUCUUCUUGUACCUCUACCUCAACGCUAAACUCAAGAUCUGGGCGAACUACCAUCCCGCCAUGUGGAAACUCGUCGCCGUCUACGCCCCGAUCUUGGGAGCGUGCCUCAUUGGUGGCGCGCUCACGAUCGACGAGUAUCACAAUUGGUAUGACAUCUUGGCGGGUGCCAUUAUUGGGACUGUGAUGGCGUUCAGCGCCUACCGCAUGGUCUACUCUUCUGUCUGGGACUUCCGCUUCAACCACAUUCCCCUCACCCGCCACACACCCUUCAUCUACGGAUCAGGCCCCAACACCUUCGACGGCUUCCACGACGCUGUCUGGACACGCAAAGCCGGCUGGGGCACCCACGAGGGUAGUGCCUGGGGCGGCGCGCCCUCAGACGCCGCCGAUGGCCCGCGUGGUACCAUGGCCGCGGCUGCAGGUGCUGGCGCUGGCGUUGCAAAUGCGGGGACUCAUGGUGCUGCAAAUGGACGUGGCACACAUGGUGGUGUUGUUGGGAAUGGUGGGCAUACCAUUGAUCGUAGGCCCGUGAGUGGGAGUCGGUAUGGAGAGCAUAUGGUCUAAGGAUCUGCGCCGUACCCACCACUUCUGCUGGCACACAGGGCGCUCGGAUAAUACACGGGGUGUUGACCUGAGGGCUCCUUGAACCCCGCCAACGACCAAGCUUUGAUCUCGAGGAACUGGUUCCUCUGCAGCGAGAGAUUGACUCCGAUUCCCCGUAUGUACGAUAUUUGGUUAUGACGGCGCACGUCUUUCCUUUUUCUACAGAGCGACAUCGACAUAGCGGCUUACAUUUCCUAAUUUCCUAAUAUGGUAAUUGUACGAGGUAGUCAC
Messenger RNA from Trematosphaeria pertusa, 1596 nucleotides. RefSeq names its product PAP2-domain-containing protein. Gene Ontology annotation, biological process: phospholipid metabolic process. The coding region runs from base 106 to 1326 and encodes 406 amino acids. Gene Ontology annotation, molecular function: phosphatidate phosphatase activity. The transcript has 5 exons. The record is from RefSeq and is a predicted model, not a curated record. NCBI's taxonomy places the organism in Eukaryota, Fungi, Ascomycota, Dothideomycetes, Pleosporales, Trematosphaeriaceae.